UAUGUUAAUGUAGAAUGUGAAUCAAAAUUUCAUUACUGAUGUUAUGAUUCACUUAUACACCCAGGAGAAAAUUAUUUAUUGAAGUGGCAAUGGAUUUUCUGUUUUUCAUUCAGAUUUGUGUAUUUUGGUUCCCGUAAUAAUGUAAAAGUUUUGACGAGAAGUUUAUUUUCGAUGGCACUGGUCACUGUCACACCGUCAGUGUCUCGGACAAGAAGCAUAUGGGAUACUUUAUCCGCCGAAGAAUUUGAGCAGCUGCAAGCAUACACAAAAUAUUCAAAAAAGAGGUUAAAAGAUGUUCUCAAGCAAUUUAGAGAUGGUGAAUUUUUACUCUAUAAACCAGAAGAGCCAAUGAACUACGAUGGCUUUAAACUCUUUAUGAACGCGUAUCUUGGCAACGACAUUUCUGAUGAAUUAUGUCAGCAUUUGUUCCACACAUUUUGUAAGGAAAUUCCAAUAAACAAUGCGGCAAUUCCAAUAAACAAUGCGGCAAAAUCCAGUAUACACCAAACAGAAACAAUGAUCAGUGAAGCCGAAAGCGGUAUACAUACUGGUAUUACAUCUGCUGCAAUAGUGGCAACAAUUCCCAUCACUCACCGAGAUACAGCCGCCAUAACGCAUUCAUCGUCUCACACACAUUUAACUGGCUCACUUUGUCAUGAACUGGAUCGCCUACCUCGCUCUUCAUCUGAUGGUCUAAACUGGCCAUCACGUAUUUUACCCACUCGAAGAUCACUUAUAUCUUUAAACGGUUUGACAAAGAACUCUUCUGUCGAGAACACGCCGUCAAGCUCACGCAAUAAUUCCACAAAGAAAAAACAGUCGGUGACGGAUCAAUUGCUAUUUAACACAAAAAGCGCUCACGAGACCGUUGCUAUGGUUUCCAUCCGGGAGAUUGCUUGCUACCUAUCUUUACUUGAAGGUGGAGAAGUUAAAGACAAACUUGAAUUUGUUUUUCGUGUUUAUGAUACAGAUGGGAACGAAUAUCUUGAUCAACAGGAGUUAGAAUCCAUAAUACAGCAAAUGAUGAGUGUUGCCAGAUAUUUAGGCUGGGACGUCACUGAAUUAAAACCAAUUUUACAGGAUAUGUUGCUGGAGUUGGACUGUGACUCUGACGGUCGAAUUUCAUUAGAAGAGUGGAUAAAAGGUGGUUUAACGACUAUACCCCUUCUUGUAUUGCUGGGUCUGGAUCCGAAAAUACGAGAUGAUGGCCAGCAUCAAUGGCGUCAAAAACAUUUCAGCAAGCCUGCCCAUUGUAACAUGUGUCAUUGUGCUCUGACGGGUCGAGGAUUUCGUGGACGUCAGGGACUACAAUGUAUAUUUUGUAAAUUUACUGUCCACGAAAGAUGUGUAAACCGAGUUCCUGCGUCUUGUAUUAACACUUACGUUAAAACAAAAAGAGCAGCAAAGUUGACCAUGGACCAUCAUUGGGUGGAAGGCAAUUGCUUUGGGAAAUGCAGCAAAUGUGGUAAAACUAUCAAAAAUACUCAUUCACUGUCAGGACUACAUUGUACAUGGUGUCACAUCAUGAUUCAUAACAAGUGUGUGUCACAAACACCAUUGGAAUGUGAUUUGGGCGAACAUCGCAUUCAUAUUUUGCCACCUAUUUGUAUACACCCUGCCAGCAUGAAUAAACACAGAAGCGGAAGUGAUUGUGAAGAUCACGCUGUUCAAUCAAGAAGUAACACCGUUUUAAAUCUGGAUGGAAUGCCAAUACAGAUCACUCCACUCCCAAACACAAAUCCUCUUGUUGUUUUUAUAAAUCCUAAAAGCGGUGGACGACAAGGAACGAGAUUGUUGUGGAAAUUUCAAUAUCUUCUUAAUCCAAGACAAGUUUUCAAUCUUGCAGAUGGCGGGCCUACUCCCGGAUUAAAAUUUUUCGCGAGCGUACCAAAUUUUCAUAUUUUGUGUUGUGGAGGGGAUGGAACAGCGGGAUGGGUUCUCUCUUGUCUCGAUAAACUUUGCUUGUCGCAAUCGCCCCCGGUCGCUAUUCUACCUCUGGGAACUGGUAAUGAUCUUUCACGUCAUUUACGAUGGGGUGGAGGCUACGAGGGUGAACGUCUUUCAAAGAUUUUGAAAUCUGUUGAGAACAGUUCAAUAGUCUCCUUGGACAGAUGGGAGAUUACUGUUGAACAUACUGAUGAAUGUGAUGUUGCUGAUCAAAUUCCUUUAAACAUUAUCAACAACUAUUGUUCCAUCGGAGUGGACGCUUCAAUCACUCUUUCAUUUCACUUAAAACGAGAGGCUCAUCCAGAGAAAUUUAAGAGCAGACUAAUGAAUAAAUUCAAAUACUUCGAGUAUGGAACAUCAGAAAACUUUUCUGCGACCUGUAAAAAUCUUCACGAAAAUCUCGAGCUCAUUUGUGACGGCAAGAAAUUAGAUCUAGCUGCUGGACCAAGUCUGGAAGGAAUUGCAAUUUUAAAUAUUCCGAGCUACGCAGGUGGUACUCAUCCAUGGGGUGAGGUGGAUAAGAAGAAAUCCAGAAAGAAAAAUAAGAAAGCAAAAUUCAAUGGAAAAGACGAUAAUGAGUGGGCUGAACAAGAUAUUGGAGAUGGUCUCAUUGAAGUUGUCGGCUUUGAAAACGCACUUUAUGUUGGUCAAAUCAUUGCUGGUGUUAGAGCGCAUGCGCUGAGGCUGGCUCAAUGCUCCACAAUUACCAUAAUAACAAAGAAGUUGUUUCCCAUUCAAAUUGAUGGAGAACCGUGGAAACAAGCUCCAGCCACCAUACGAAUUUCACAUUUCAACCAAGUCCCAAUGCUUCAAGGACCAUUGCCAUCAAAGAAGGGAUUUUUCUCAAGACGAAAAGCGGAAGUCGAGCAAGACCUGGACACCGAACUUUAAAGGUAAUAGAGGCUGAGGGAACUUCGCAACAUGCAGUACAAUGUUCUAUAUAUUUACUUAUGUUAAAUGUGACAGGAGAUAUUUUACGUAAUCUACGAAGUUUCUCGACCUGUAUAGAUAAUAGAAAGUUGAAACUGUGUUUCCUUUAAUUUAUUUAAAGUUUGGUUAAAAGUUUUAUUCGUUAUCUCGCUAAUGUUGUAAAGGGACCGUGAAUACUGUGGAUCAGUAUUCCUCGGCAGUUUAAACAGUUCAAGACAGUUGUAUUAUAUGAAGACUUCUGUUGUGUUAUAUAUUUUAGUAUAUUUAAUUUGUGUUAUAGAUGCACUAUGAGAACUUUAGUUUCAAAAGUUUUUCAUCGAGUAAAAUUGAAAUUGUAGUUUAAA
Xenia sp. Carnegie-2017 is the source of this 3221-nucleotide messenger RNA. RefSeq names its product diacylglycerol kinase beta-like. Gene Ontology annotation, cellular component: plasma membrane. The transcript is spliced from 27 exons. Gene Ontology annotation, molecular function: ATP-dependent diacylglycerol kinase activity; calcium ion binding. NCBI's taxonomy places the organism in Eukaryota, Metazoa, Cnidaria, Anthozoa, Malacalcyonacea, Xeniidae. The coding region runs from base 172 to 2838 and encodes 888 amino acids. Gene Ontology annotation, biological process: intracellular signal transduction; lipid phosphorylation; diacylglycerol metabolic process. The record is from RefSeq and is a predicted model, not a curated record.